This is a messenger RNA of Gavia stellata (red-throated loon), 3163 nucleotides long. It is a transcript of the gene ST3GAL6, whose product is annotated as ST3 beta-galactoside alpha-2,3-sialyltransferase 6. The coding region runs from base 369 to 1427 and encodes 352 amino acids. The record is from RefSeq and is a predicted model, not a curated record. The transcript is spliced from 13 exons. Gene Ontology annotation, molecular function: beta-galactoside alpha-2,3-sialyltransferase activity. Gene Ontology annotation, biological process: glycolipid biosynthetic process. NCBI's taxonomy places the organism in Eukaryota, Metazoa, Chordata, Aves, Gaviiformes, Gaviidae.
CUGAGUCCCAUCCGCCAAGAGUGCAGACGGGGCUCAGCCGAAAGAAGCCUUCCUCCUCCUCCUCCUCCUCCCCGUAAGCACCACCGCGCGGGAACCGGGCUGCAGCUACCGAGGGAGAGGCUGCCUGGGCGGCCCCGAUAAGAAGCGACGAGUUCUGUCGUCUUGUUUCCGUCGAAUUGCAGAUAAAAUAUCGGCGCGUUGACAACUGUGACUCUUCGAGAAAAGUCGAGGGAGUUGGAGCCGUAAGGGAGGCAGUGUUACUUCCCAAGGAAGGAUGAAAGGUUGAUAUUGCAACAGCUGCAGCCUAUGAGUAUUUCAUCCAGAACAGAGCAGGACAGCCUGGAGGAUAUACUUAAGGUCUACCAGUCAUGAAACGAAUUCUUCUGUUCUUUAUCCUGGCUGCUGCUGUUAUGUACGGUAUACUGCAUGGAAAUUUGUGGAGAAAUAACCUUUACUGGAUUAGCUUUUACGGACAGACUUCCCCUGUGAGGGCUCCUCCUUCCUAUGAGACUAGUGGAGUUACCCAGCUGCCACCUACGGCUGUGGAGAGAAGGAACACGCUGGACACUUGUCUCCUGAAACCAGCAUUUGAACCUUUACUGGGUGUUGACAAAAUAUACCCGUUCCUGUGUGCUAAUGAUUUUGUCAGAGUGGCGGAGUUCCACGGGAGCGAUAAGUUUGAACUGCCUUAUGGAAUAAAGAGAGCAGAGCAAUUCUUUCGUUUAGCCCUUUCAAGACUGCAGAACUGUGGACUUUCCAAUGAAGGUGACAGCAUCGACUGUCGACGGUGUGUUGUGGUUGGUAAUGGAGGAGUACUUCGAAAUAAGACGUUAGGGGAGAAAAUUGACUCAUACGACGUGAUAAUAAGAAUGAAUAAUGGCCCUGUUAUAGGGUAUGAAGAGGAUGUUGGGAGGAGGACGACUUUCCGCCUUUCUUACCCGGAAUCCAUCUUCUCAGAUCCAAUCCACUAUGACCCUAACACGACUGUUGUUCUCAUCGUCUUCAAACCCCGUGACUUGAAGUGGCUUUGGGAGAUACUAGGUGGUCAGAAAAUAAGCGCUAAAGGCUUUUGGAAGAAACCGGCUCUGAACAUGAUAUACAAAGCUAGUCAAAUCAGGAUUCUUGAUCCCAGCAUCACCAGAAAAACAGCUUAUGAAUGGCUCCGUUUCCCAACAAGGUUUCCCAAAAAGGAGAAACCCAAGCAUCCAACAACGGGACUGAUUGCCAUUACACUAGCAUUUCACAUAUGCCAUGAGGUUCACCUGGCAGGCUUCAAGUACGAUUUCACUGACAGAAACAGUUCCUUGCACUACUACGGCAACGACACAAUGUCUCAGAUGAUGCAGAAUGAAUACCACAACAUCAACGCUGAGCAGAAAUUUUUGAAGAAGCUUAUAGACAAGAAUUUUGUGGUCAAUUUGACGUGAAAGCUGAAUGGAAAAUACCAAGAACAAUCACUAUUUUCAAGAUAUGAAAAAUUUUUAUUUUUUGUAUGACAUUUUUAUUUUUUAAGUGCAGCAUAACUGUUUACUGUUUAAAAGGAGCACAGAAACCUCCCCAAGGCAGAAGCUUUUUCUAAGCCUGAGGGUAAUGGACUAUUGCAAACAGAGUUAACUGAAUUUCUGUGAAACUGUUUAAUAAUGGGAAAACCAUGAAACUUCCCGCUGGAAGUAUCAGGGAUAUAUAAAAAUGUGAUGCACAUCAUUUAUUUAUCAGCAAGAACUCUUUCCAAAUGAUUACUUCUCUGGAAUACUUUUGUUUCUGAUGUUGUCCUCCAAAAGAGUUAUGCUGUCAAGAGACUGAGACGACCAGUGUUUAAUUAGUAGACGGCUGUAAAGUCUUGAAUGUUUCUCCUGCAGUAUGAAAACAGCUUUAAAAAAAUGUCUAUACGUCAUUACUGUGUGUCUGGGAGAAGGAGGAACAUAGAGAGUGUACAGGUUUUGGUCUGCCCUACUGCUGAGGAGGGAAUGUCCAUCUUCAGCAAAGAAGCCACAGCUUCUGCACUUGGCCAUCAACUCUGAACUGCUGUCUGCCUUUUGCCGAAGGCGAAGACCCUUUCAUCUGAUUUGUGGAGAUGUUGGUAUUGACAAUGCUCAUAUUGUACCCCAUUUAUGGAAAACCAUACUCCCCAUGCUGUGUGUCCAAUAAAUCUUACAGUUGGUGACUUGACUUAGAAAAGAGGCAGUAUGAAGACGGAAGAGUUGUCCUAACUACCUGCGUGUCCGCUGCUUCCCCCAGACCACAGCAGAAGCGUGGGCUGGGACAGAGAUGUUUACGCCUGAGUUUAAAUUUAGAGCCAACGGUUGUUGGAUUCCUACAUCUCCAGGACAGGAUCCCAUGUAUCUUUCUGUUCGCACCCCAAGAAUCGAGGUGUAUUUUUCCAAACCAGCGCAGUCUCCUUUCUCUGAUGCUGUAACGCGUUUCCGCCUUUGAGAUGCGUCAAUAUGAGCAAUGAAUGUUCCCAUUUUUGGCAGUAGAAUGUGCUAGGGCAUAUCCAAGAUGUACCUCAGCUGAAUUAUCACUUGGCUUCUGUUUACCUCUCCUGUCUUGACAUUUAGGUUUAAAGGAUGUGGCUGAACUAAAUAAUUUAGCAGUGGGAACGUACUCGGGAUUUUAAUUGAAACAUUUAAUGGGACGUUUGUUUGCUGUAUUGGUUUGUCUCAGACAAGCCUGCUGAAUAAGUUAAAUCUGCCUGGGAAUGCCCUUGACAAUGGUCAAAGAAGAACAAGUAAUAUGCUGUUCCAAUUCUCUCAUGGGGGGUUGUAUAUAUAUAUUUUUUUUUUUAAUUGUGGCAGAUUUGUUUUAAGAUCUUGUUGUUAUCUUGAUCAAUGACACCUAAAGAAACCACAAAGAAGUCCAUGUCAAAAAAAAAAAAAAGUCUUUAAAGUUGGUAGAAAAACCUUUGCUGCUUUUUAAUAAAAUUUUAUAGAGAGUUUUAGUAUGUUUAGGAGCAGUGCAAACAAUUACAAUCAGAAAACAAACCUCUAGCCGGCCAAGAGCACAGUAUUUGUGUUUUCAGAAGCUGAGGAUUACAAGAAUACUGAACGCAAUUUCGUUGCUGCAGCAAUGUAGAGGAAUAAGCAUUGAAGUGACCAAAGAGUCAUCUUUCUUUUUUCCUAUUUCUCUUGCAGAGUGCAAUAGGUAUUUAAAAAAAACCCCACGU